Messenger RNA from Aphanomyces astaci, 840 nucleotides. RefSeq lists its product as hypothetical. Bases 1 to 840 code for a protein of 279 amino acids. The record is from RefSeq and is a predicted model, not a curated record. NCBI's taxonomy places the organism in Eukaryota, Oomycota, Saprolegniomycetes, Saprolegniales, Verrucalvaceae. The transcript has 3 exons.
AUGGGACAGCAAGGAAGCAAGACUGAUAUCACGACCAAAGUCGGCGAAGGAAGCCAAGUCGUCAACAACAAAGCGACGUCGGCUAAAGACGCUGUGUCACACAGUUACGAGUCUGCCAACGAGACAGUGGAUGCCCAGAACGCUAUCCAGGAGAAGGCAUCGGAUGCUCAAGACGCAAUAAAGGACAAGUAUACCUCAGCUAAGGACACUGUGUCGGAGUACUACGAAACUGCCAAGAAAAACGUUGGCGAUGCGAAAGACACCAUCAAGGAUAAGGCUAGCUCUUCCAAGAACUAUGCGUCGCACACUUAUGAGUCUGCCAAGGAGAAGGCAGCCGAAGCUCAAGAGGCAGUCAAGGACAAGGCUGGCUCAGCCGAAGUCGAAAGCGUCGUCGCUGCAAAAGACACUGUAGCGGAGGUGUACGGCUCGGCCAAAGCGAAAGCAGGGGCUGCGAAGUCGACGGUAUCAGAGCACGCUGAUUCAGUCAAGGGGGCAGCUGCUGCGGCUCAGGACAAAGCGUCACACCUGUUAAAUGUUGCGAAAGAAGAUGUCGCAAUCGCUCAAGACAUUGCAUCGCGCUAUUACAAGCCAGCGAAAGACAAGACCGAGGCGGUGAAAGUUACGGCAUCGCACUACUAUGACGUGGCCAAGGGCAAGGCUUCUGGCGCCCAAUCCAUGGUGACUGACGAAGCCGCGAUGGUCCACGGGAAGGCAUCAAGUGCUUAUGGCGCUACGAAGGACACAGCCGUGGCAGUCAAGGACAAGGCUAUUGGAGCGAAAGACUUGGUGAAGGACAAGGCUGAGUACCUCCAAGACAGGGUGAAGAAUAAUGUUCUUUAG